CACGGCCUUAAAUACCAAAGGCACUAGUAAAUUCAUAUUUGUGAUCGAUUCCAAAUCAGUUAAUUUUUCUUGUAGUUUAUUCCAAUGGAUUCGAAUUUACGUAAUUUGAAGGAUUUUCUCACAUUAUACAACAAAGUGACGGAGUUGUGCUUCAAUCGUUGCGUUGAUAAUCUCAGUCAGCGCGAACUCUUUGAACAGGAGAACACCUGCGUGGACAGAUGCGUGACCAAAUUUGCGCGCUUCAAUCAAAACAUGAUGAAAGCCUACGUCGAUGUGCAAACCAAAAUUAAUGUCAAACGCAUGGAAGAAGUGGAAGAGAAUGCCAAAAAAUUGGAGCAGCACCAGCAGGAAGAACGCAUUAAAGAGCAGCUUAAGGAAAAGGAAGUCGCUGCCACUAGCACAAUUCUAACGCCCGCCAACAACAGCAACAAUACGCCGGGCAAUUUGGCCAUGUAGCAGCAGGAUUGGA
Drosophila grimshawi is the source of this 469-nucleotide messenger RNA. RefSeq names its product mitochondrial import inner membrane translocase subunit Tim10B. NCBI's taxonomy places the organism in Eukaryota, Metazoa, Arthropoda, Insecta, Diptera, Drosophilidae. The record is from RefSeq and is a predicted model, not a curated record. The transcript has 3 exons. Gene Ontology annotation, cellular component: mitochondrial intermembrane space chaperone complex. Bases 85 to 456 code for a protein of 123 amino acids.